Onychomys torridus (southern grasshopper mouse) is the source of this 983-nucleotide messenger RNA. Its product is annotated as carbonyl reductase [NADPH] 2. Gene Ontology annotation, biological process: glucose metabolic process; xylulose metabolic process. The record is from RefSeq and is a predicted model, not a curated record. NCBI's taxonomy places the organism in Eukaryota, Metazoa, Chordata, Mammalia, Rodentia, Cricetidae. The coding region runs from base 15 to 749 and encodes 244 amino acids. Gene Ontology annotation, molecular function: carbonyl reductase (NADPH) activity; L-xylulose reductase (NADPH) activity. The transcript is spliced from 8 exons.
CUGGUGUUGGCAGCAUGAAGCUGAAUUUCAGUGGCCUGAGGGCCCUGGUGACAGGGGCAGGGAAAGGGAUUGGGCGUGACACUGUUAAAGCCCUGCAUGCCUCAGGAGCUAAAGUGGUGGCCGUGACACGUACCAACGCAGACCUGGUCAGCCUCGCCAAAGAGUGUCCGGGGAUAGAGCCUGUGUGCGUGGACCUGGGUGACUGGGAGGCCACAGAGAAGGCACUGGGUGGUAUUGGCCCUGUGGACCUGCUGGUGAACAACGCAGCAGUGGCACUGGCACAGCCUUUCCUGGAGGCCACCAAGGAGGCCUUUGACAGGUCCUUCAAUGUGAAUGUGCGCUCUGUGUUGCAAAUAUCCCAGAUGGUAGCCAAGGGUAUGAUUGACCGUGGAGUGGCAGGGUCCAUUGUCAAUGUCUCCAGCAUGGUGGCCUAUGUCACCUUCCCUGGCCUGACCAACUACUGCUCCACCAAGGGCGCAAUGACUAUGCUGACCAAAGCCAUGGCCAUGGAACUGGGGCCACACAAGAUCCGGGUAAACUCUGUAAACCCUACUGUGGUGCUGACUGAUAUGGGCAAGAAAGUCUCUGAAGAUCCUGAGUUUGCCAAGAAGCUCAAGGAGCGCCACCCACUGAGGAAGUUUGCAGAGGUGGAGGACGUUGUCAACAGUAUCCUCUUCCUGCUCAGCGACAGCAGUGCCUCUACCAGUGGCUCUGGCAUCAUGGUGGACGCUGGUUACCUGGCCUCCUAGACUGCCCAGAUGUGGUGCACCUCAGAGUGGCUUCCCUGGCUCCACCCUCGAGACAAAACUUCUACCGAUCUCACAACCUGCUCCCUAUGCCACAGCCCUGCCCUCAACACAAGAUCCCAGCUCCCAAUGUUAUUGUCUGAUUCCACAACUACUCCAUGCUCUGGACCUUGGGGUUCUUGUUCUCCUUAUUUGCUUUGCUGGUCUCAUUUUCCUAAAUAAAUGGGCUGCCAUGUU